AUGGAUAACCUCUCUUCCCGAUGUCUUCAAAACAUUUCAUCGGAAGAAGUUCGAAAUUUUAUGGGUACAGUGUUUGGUAAUCCGUGGUCAGAAAAGAAUCCAGAUGUGCUCACAUACGGAGAUGGUCCAACUGGUUCUUUCGAAUUACGUGCUGCUCUCGCCGGAUUCUGGAACUCAAAUUUCUCACCCAAAAAAUCCGUAUCAAGAGACCAUGUAACGGUUAUGGGAGGGGGUUCUUCAAUUCUAGAUGCAUUAAGUUAUUGUAUCGCAGAAGAAGAUGAAGGAAUCUUAGUUGCUCAACCAUUUUAUGUUGGAUUUGUAGGAGAUUUCGAGGAUCGUGCAAGAGUCAAAGUAAUUCCUGUAUCAAUUGGCUCACUCGAAAAUGUUACUACGAUGACUGGGGUCCAUAAACACGAAGAAGCACUUCUUGCAGCUCGACAAACGGGUAUCAAGAUUAAAGGACUUCUGCUUUGUAAUCCACACAACCCCCUUGGAAGAUGCUAUGCACCAGAAGUCUUGGAAGCAUAUCUUUGUCUAUGUUCAAAAUACAACAUCCACCUCAUCAGUGAUGAAGUAUAUGCCAAAGCUGUUUUUCCUAAUCAAGAUAUACCGGACCCCAUGUCUUUUACCUCGAUACUUUCAUUAAAUAUCGAAAAGUUUUGUGAUCCAGCUUUGGUUUGUGUGAUUUAUGGUAUGAGUAAGGACUUUUGCUCCAAUGGUCUACGUAUCGGAUGUAUCAUCUCACAACAUAAUCCCAUCCUUCAUCAAACUUUAGGAGCAAUAUCAAAAUUCGCAUGGGCAUCUUCACUGUCGGAUCAUGUAUGGACGUUGAUGUUAAAUGAUCAAAAAUUCCUCGAUUAUUAUUUUUCAACUCUUGGUCAAAGAAUGACUACCGCAUAUGAGAUUUGUACACAGCAACUGAAAGAAUUUGAAAUUUCUUUUAUUCCUGCCUCCUGUGGUCCAUUCAUCUGGAUAGAUCUCCGUUCAUAUCUUACAUCUCCAACUAUCGAAGCGGAACGAAUUCUCUCAUGGAAGAUGUUGAAAUUUGGAAUCUGGUUAGCUACAGGUGAAGCUUUUGCAUCGGAAGAACCUGGUUGGUAUCGUAUUACUUUUGCUAUGGGUGAGGAAGAUUUGAGAUUUGGUAUGGAUAGGUUAUGGAAAGUUUUACGCACAGUGGAAGAAGAUAAGGGGCAACUAUUAGUAGAAUCCGGAGUAUAA
Messenger RNA from Sclerotinia sclerotiorum 1980 UF-70, 1218 nucleotides. RefSeq lists its product as hypothetical. Bases 1 to 1218 code for a protein of 405 amino acids. Lineage: Eukaryota; Fungi; Ascomycota; Leotiomycetes; Helotiales; Sclerotiniaceae. Gene Ontology annotation, molecular function: pyridoxal phosphate binding; transaminase activity. Gene Ontology annotation, biological process: amino acid metabolic process; biosynthetic process. The record is from RefSeq and is a predicted model, not a curated record. The transcript is spliced from 6 exons.